Molecule: messenger RNA, 2106 nt
Organism: Seminavis robusta
Lineage: Eukaryota; Bacillariophyta; Bacillariophyceae; Naviculales; Naviculaceae
Source: the annotation of a GenBank genome assembly
AUGACAAUGAAUGGCGGUGAUCUCCUGACGGCCAAUGGAGACCUGGGUGUGACGGUUUCGCUCUCGGCGGAUUUAGCGGAUCGUCUUCGCCAGCAUCAGCCUCCCCUUCCGUCGCAACAACAGCCCAAGCUUUCCUUCUUGUCCAAGAAAAAGGAUGGUGACAGUGACGAUGACAGUGAUGAUGAGGAAGAAGAAGCUGCAUUUGUCGCACCCACCAGUGAGGAUCCACUGGAUGAUUGGAAUGAGGAACUUCCAGGCGUUUCUGCUGCUGCCGCUGAAGAAGAAGAAGAUGCCAAGGAAGAAGAAAAUAAUGACGAUGAUGAUGAUGAUACCAGUGUGGACAGCAUCGACAGCGAUUCGCCUCCACCUCACAUGCCCGUCAUGGUGGUCGAUGCCGCACGCCUGGCUGGCUAUCGUCCUUCCUGCAUGAAAGACAUGGAACGUCAAAUUCACGCGGCAUUGUGGUAUGGAUCGGCCAGCAAUCCAGACGACGACAACAAUAUACAACACGAUGUAGAAGCGGCCCAACAUUUUGAUCGGCGAUUGACGGAAUUGCUCGAAGGAGGAGUGGCUCGUCAUGCCACGACGGAAGAAAUGAAUGACGAAACCAAACCAGAAUACUCCGUGCUGGUACGGUAUCCAGAAUUUCUGUGUACCAAUGGCUCGACCACCGUGGCAUCCACAUCGAAAAUGUGGAAACAACUCUUGCGACGACACCCCAUUGCAGUUGUGGACACGUUGUUGCAAAAAUUACACGCGUGCAAUCGAACGUUGGUGUGGAAACAUGCCAUGCAUCAAGAAUUGUGGAAGCUGGCAAAGCACGAAGAACACGCCAAACAACGUCGACACCAAUCGCAAGCAUUGCGAGAAUGGAAAACGACCAAACGAACGCAUCAAUUGGAACAACUCUAUAAAGUCAGUGAAACACUCCAACAUCGCAUGGAAAUGGCAAAUGCCAAAUUAGCCGAAUUGGAAAAAGCGAGAGAUCAAGCCGUGGCGGUGGAAUUGAGACGACGUCGUGUGGCCACGGGAGUGGGCGGGCUGGAAGCGCUCGAUUUGAAUUCCACUAUUUUGGCAUUUCCCGAUCAAGAUUCGCCGUGGUUGGGAUUGGCGCAAGACGAGGAUGACGACGACUAUUAUGACGAUCAAAUUGGACCAUCGUUUAUCAGUGAUGAAGACGAUGACAAUGACGACCACGACCGCGAGUAUGAUGGUGGAGCAUCGGAUGAUGGCCGUGAUGAUGAUGCUGAUACUGACGACGAUGGGAACGCAGACAACAACAAGAACAACAAUGAUGAGGCAGCCACGACAACCGCAACCGAAACAGAAUUACCAGCAUCGUUUCCUCGCAGACGCGGCAAUAAAGCUCGAAAGGCUGCUUUGGCCAAGAGACGUCGCAAGCGCCUGGAAGAAGCGGCCAAGGAGGCCGAACACCAGUCCAAAUUGGAUCGAGCCAAGGCAGAAGAAGUCAAGAUUCGAGAGCUUUGCACCACCAACGAUCUCAAACUGGCUCAAGCCAUCAAGGCAGCAUUGCAGAAGAAGAUGGAAUCGGUCGAUGAACUCUUGGAAAGUUUGCAGGAAGAAGUCUGGGCGGACGAGGAAGCCCAAGAAAGUGGGCAACCGCUGAUUCCAGGCGGAGAACAAGACGACAACGGAGCUUCCACUAAUGAUGGCUUCUCGUUACUGGAUCAGGUGCUGGCUAUGAUCUUGGGCUCAUUCCCACCACCCACUUCGUCGUCGUCGAAUGCCAAGGAGAACGCUAGUCUUUUAGCCAAGCACACGCAGAAACUUCAACAGGAGCACAACCAGAUCGUCAAGGACUGGAAGGAACAUUUCGGACGUCUGCCAACCUCGUUGCUCGUGGAUCGUCCACCAGCACAAAAGCCGUCACAAACAGAUCAAAAGCCGUCACCAGAUCCCACUCAACAAGCAGAGCUUCGCAACUCCUACGGUAUUGAGGAUAAUGACGCGGACGACUGGGAUGAUGCUGAUUCCGAUGACGAUGAUGAAGGCGAGAACAACCAUUCGGGAAAUGAGGAGUCACCCGCACCUCCACGAGCACCACCAAAAGUGGGACUUAGACCUGGAGGCAAGGCACGGAGAUAG